Messenger RNA from Danio rerio (zebrafish), 1896 nucleotides. The record is from RefSeq and is a predicted model, not a curated record. Lineage: Eukaryota; Metazoa; Chordata; Actinopteri; Cypriniformes; Danionidae.
GUGUGACGUCAUCAGGCGGCGCCGCUUCAGUGCUGUAAUUCAACUGGAGGAAGGAUAAAGUGUCCAAACACAGAGAAAAACUCCUCCAGAAGCGACUGAUCUCCACACUGUUAUAAAGAUGGUGUUUAUUAAACAGGAGAGUGAAGAUUUGAAGAUUGAAGAAACAUUCAAAGUCAAACAGGAAGAUUCACAGGAACAAACAGACCUGAUGGUGCUGAAAGAAGAGACUCAUCAAUGGAAUGAAAUGGAAGAAAAAAAACAACAAGAAAUAACAACUGAUGAAAAACCCACACUCACUAAAAAGACUUCAUCACGCGGAAGACCUCGGAAAUCCAAAUCUGGGUGUAAUUUCAGCUGUAAACGGUGUAGAAAGAGUUUCAGUCAAAGGUCAAACCUUGAUGUUCACAUGAGAGUUCACACAGGGGAGAAACCUUACACCUGCAAACAGUGUGGAAAAAGCUUCUAUACUAUAGGAAACUUAACAGUGCACAUGAGAAUUCACACUGGAGAGAGGCCGUACACAUGCCAAAAGUGUGGGAAAAGCUUCUAUACUACAGGAAACUUGGCAGCGCACAUGAGAAUUCACACUGGGGAGGAGCCUUACUCUUGCCUUCAGUGUGGAAAGAGUUAUAAGCAAAAUGGCAACCUUGAAGUCCACAUGAGAACUCACACUGGAGAGAGAAGCUUUCUUUGCACACAGUGUGGGAAAGGUUUUUCUCAAAAACAAAACCUUACCAUCCACAUGAGGAUUCACACUGGAGAGAAACCUUACACAUGCACAGAGUGUGGUAAAAGUUUCAGAUGUAAAAACACACUCGAUCACCACAUGAUAAGUCACACUGGAGAGAAGCCGUUUGCAUGUGCUCAUUGUGGAAAGAGCUUCACAACCAAAGCUAGGCUCAUGAAUCACACCAAUGGUCACACUGGAACCACAUGUGAUCAUUGUGGAAAGAGUCUCACAUGCAAAGACUCCAUAAAGCAACACAUGAAGAUUCACUCAGGCGAGCGUUUUCGAUGCAGUGAGUGUGGAAAGGGCUUUAAACAUAAAAGAAGCCUCGUCAAUCAUAUGAAGCUUCACAAUGGAGAGCAAAAAUGAGGCCUUGUCCAGCGGAGCUUAAGGCUCUCACCCGGGAUAGCAUGGAAUAGCAUCUCGGGACAAGUGUGAACUCUUGAAUACAUCUCAAGUUAUUGGCAUGAAACCCUUUGAACUUGAAGAUUUAAACUCAAUAACUGAAGAGGGGUGAAGAUGUGCCAGGUUGUGAGAGUUUCUACAGGGCUGCAAUAAAGCAAAAUAACUCUAUAUGUGUUUCAAGUUAUUAUGAACUGAAAACCAGUUGUUUACAGAAAGUUUAAUUGUUUUCAUGAAGAAAACUAGUUUCUUUUCUAAAAUCAGUCCAUCAAAAUAUAUGUUUAGUGUUUUGAAGCCAAAGUCUUCAUUUGUUACCCACAACACAUCAAGAUUUGAUCAAGUCAAAAUCUCAUAAUCUGACACAAAUCUGAUCUGUGGUAACUGGCAAAUGGCAUUAUGUAGUCUGAUCAGGGCUUUAUGGAGUCUGCAUCAGUCUCUCACUGUCACUGCAAGUUCACAACAGUUUAGGUGGAUUUUUAAUCACCACCAAGUUUUGUGACACUGCAGACAAAAGCCAAAAUUGGAGGCAAUCGGUGUUUGUUUAAGGGAGUGACAAUCAAACAAUGUGAAUAAUCAAAAACACAAUCUAAGAGUGUAGGACAGUUUUCUCUGCAUCUCCCCAAACAUUUUCUCCUCCCUAAUCUUUCUAAUUCUCUUUUCAGUGCAGACCAUUUGAUUGCAGUGUGCAAUGUGCACAAAUUUGGUUUCCUUUGAAGAAAUGUUCAUGUGAAAACUCCCACAUUACUACAAAUAAAUCUGUGUAUGGG